UCCAAGUCACAGUCUUUAUUAAUUUUUCAGUUUGGAAAACUGUAGUAUGAUUGGCAGCUCAUUUCUCUGGGUAAUGAAGGGUAGGAUGCUCAAGUGUGCAUUUUAAUUUGCUAGGCUGGUUACAGUGGAGUGCUGUAAGGUUGAGUUGCUUUUGACUGACUUGGGAGAGGGGGAGGAGAUACUAGGUGAAUGAAAAGGAAGGAAAUGGAAAAUCAAAUCCCUUAACAGCCUAUAGUUUUGCAGCUUAAGAAUUUGUGUAUUAAAAAUAACCUUUCUUAUUGAGCAAUACAUUCAAGACCAGAGGAGUAUGUGAUGAGAUUGUAAACUUGUAGGUGUCUUUGUAUGCUGAUAGUAUAGUGGCUGGUAUAGAAAUUAUUAGAUUCCAGUACAACUUGACAAGAUGCUAAGGAAAUUUUCUGGAAUCACUCAUAAAAACCUCUUCUUGAGAAAGAAGAGCCACUUCUUUUCAGUAAGGUUGUUUUUCAAAUACUCUGUUCAGCAUCAGCCUGUGAAAGUAGUGAAGCCUAUGAAAAUUUCCAAAGACUUUUAAUCUACACUCGCAUUUAAUUUUGGGGGUUUUUGUAGUUUUGACAAGCAAAAUAUAAAUAAUUAAUGAGCUUUUUGUAGAAAUCAAAAUUUUUUAGAAGUUUCAUUGAAGAGGUCUUAUUAAAAAGGCAUUUGGAUAAUGUGUUCAGUGGACUUCUGCCUACAAAAGCAAGAAGCUGUGUGUGCAUUCACCCAUAUUCCUGUUUUGAUGCCAUGCAAAGAACAGCUGUUGUGGAACAUGUCUUCUUUCUGACCUGAAAAGAUAAUACUGAAUAGCUGAUUCCAAGUAAUCAGAUGCUGGUGCUGUACAUAAUAUAUUCUCUAAAUGUAUUUUUAGAUUUUUGGAUUAUCUAUCUAUGUGUUAAUUCUGUAUUAAAGGUACAGCCUUUAAAUUACAGCCUUAAGGUUUGGGUGUGUACAGUCAGUUGUAUCAAAAGUGGUCUGUGUUCUGUGGUGCUAAAAUAAGCUGUAAUACCUCUUAUAUCUUGAGAAGCAUUGUUCUUUACUGUAACAAGAUUUUUACAUGUAAGUGUAGAACAUACAGAACGUCUUUUUCUUUGUUUAGCAGUUAGGCUGAAGGACUUGUAUGGACCCCAAGCUUCCAGUAAUUCUGUCUGAAAGAUGUUCAGGACUUGCAGUACUAAAACAAAACUGCUAUAAUAUGAAUAGAGUGGGAGGCAGCCUGCAGUUUCCUGGUAUCAGGAAGGAACUGUUUUUCACUGGAAGAGAGCAUUCAACAGUGAAAGGAAAACCUAGUGAGAGAAACAAAGAGAAAAAAACAACCAGACCAGUGCGGAAAGUACAAAAACUGACACGGUUGUCAAGUCCAGAGUCCAAACAAGGUGGAAACUAUGUAAUAAAUGCAUCCUCCUGGCGGGAGGGACAAAAGCUAGUAAAAAAGAUACUGGGUCCAGCUCCCAGAAUAGAACAGGACAGAAGAGCUGUAUCUAGUGACAGAACAGGACGAGAGAGAGCUGCCAAGACUGCAGGCUGUAUUGGAAGGACAGGCUCAGAUUCUAGACUGGAUGUUACCUGUAAAACCUCUUCAAGAAGUUUUGAAAGGUCAAGAAGUAAAGUACGUUCCGAGAAUAAUCUGAAGAAACUGGAAGCUGCUCUUCCAGAUGAUAAGCAAGAAGAUCAUGCUUCUGUAAAUAAAGACUUCCUGCCCAUAGAGAUACGUGGAAUUCUCGAUGACUUGCAGCUGGAUUCCAUGAGUACAAAGCAGGAGAAAGAUGGGGAAAAGCAGAAUCAGAAAUCUCUUUUGUCCACUCAAAAUGCCAGGAGUCACAGUCCUACCAAAAGGAAACCGGACAAGAUAGCCGCCAGUGAGGAGCCUCAGGUGAUCUCUAAGAAACGUCACUAUGAUACAGAUGAGGUUCGUCAGUACAUCAUCAGGCAACAAGAGGAGAGGAAAAAAAAGCAGAAUGAAGAAAAGAAAGCACAGAAGGAGGCAACGGAACAGAAGAACAAAAGGCUCCAAGAGCUUUACAGAAAGCAGAAGGAGGCUUUUACUAAAGUGAAGAAUGUGCCUCCUCCUGAGCCUUCAGCAGCCAGACGGUUACAGGAAACCUAUUCUAAGUUAUUGCUGGAACGUACAAUUUUAGAAGAGCCACCUCAGCUGCCUGCAGUGCAGGAAACACAGCCCAGACCUGGUUAUCAGCCAUCUGGGGAAUCUGACAAAGAAAACAAGGCUCAAGAGCGUCCUCCAAGUGCAUCUUCAAGUAGUGACAUGUCACUUUCGGAACCGCAGCAGCCGCUGCUGAGGACCGAUUUGAUGGAACCUCCAUGGAUACAGCCAGACAGGUUGAGCCCAAGAGUCCAGCUCUCUCAUCCAUCAGCGCUCAUGGCCUCAAGUGGAGGCCCUUGCUCCCAACACUGGAGUCUGGAGCAGAUGGAUAUUUUGUCUAAGGAAUGUGAUGCAGUGUUGGCAGGCAGGAGGAGCCAUGCUGCACCCAUGGGAUCACUGACCUUGAUGCCUCAGCUGUACCUGAAUUCACCUGCAGCGCAGCAAAACUUCUUAGUGAAACCAACUUCUAACCAAUAUAAGAGCAAAUUAGAUCGGAUUGAAGCUUUGAAAGCUACAGCUGCUUCGCUUUCUAGCAGGAUUGAAAGUGAAGCCAAAAAGUUGGCUGGGGCUGGCAUCAAUUAUGGUACCAUGUGGAACUCUGACCAUGAAUUCAUGCAAGAAAAACAGGAUGAUGGGCAAUGGGCAAAGGCUGUGAGUCCUCCUGUGAGAGAGGAAAAUGAAGAUGCUAUUUCAGCCAGAAUUCAAAAAAUGUUGGGUACCUGUAUGUCUCAUACAGCCUUUGAUGACAGCCUUCCUGGUGCAGGCAACCUUAGUGAAUUUAAAAAGCUCCCUGACUCUAUCAGGCCUCAUGCUGAUGUAGUCAGCCUUGGAAUGAGGUCCCCUGCUGCUAACAGGCAUGAAGGGAUACCAGGAAAUUUAUGUAAGAGACAGACAGACUCCCCAGGGCAUGAAAACCAGGCUUACACUCUGAACAAAGCUGUAAUUCCUCAUGAGUCCAGCAUUGAGUCCAUCAGCGAAGGGCCUCUCCUAAGUGACGGAAGCCUCUCUGAAGAGGAAGUAGGGCAGCACAAACAGUUGCCACUGAAAAUGCUGGAGACAUUAAAGGAGAAGGAUUUCUGCAUUCGGGAGAGAAAUGCAUUUGAGCCCAUAAAGGAGUUUCAGAAAGCAGCUGAGAAAUAUUUGCCACUUUUCACUCAGACAAGUGAUGCACACAACAAGGGGCCAUGGGAGGAGCUGGUUAAGGGGAGUCCUCACAGUGUCAUCAACAUCUUUGCAAAAAGUUAUCAGCUUCAUGGAAAAGUGUCUGAUGAAAGGUUGAAUGGAGGGUCUGCCCUUCUACACCCUUUACUUCCUGCCAUGAGCCCUCCGGAGAGUGUGGUUUCUUAUGAAGAUGAUUUUGUCUCAUCACAGGGAAGUGGCACUUUAACAGACAAAAAGAUUGCACAUGACCUCAGUGUUGCUGGCAGCAGUAAUUCAAGCAUUCAGGAAGAAGUUGCGAGUAGGAAGUCUCCCCAUGAACCUCAAUCUGCAGAGCUUGCUUCUCAGCAUUCAUCUGGACCACGGUCUGCAGCAUCUUCUCGCUCAUCUGCUUCCUCUAAAAAGAGAGGGAAAAAGGAACGGUUGGACUCUUUCAAUGGAAUUUCUCACCACUUACCUGUGGAAGAAGAUAAAGUGCUAUCUGAAUUAGAGAGGGCAUCCCAACUGACAAAGAAAUCCUUAUCAAGCAGCAGAGUUUCUAGUAAAGAUCAUGAGCAGAACCCAGAUACAGACAGUACGCUGGAAAACUUGUCUGGACACUCCCUGAUGAGUUUCUCAGACAAGGGAAGAUCCCAGAAGACACCAACUUCUUCCCCAUCUCCAGGUUCCCAAAAAAUGUUGCAGUUUGACUCUAUAGGCAAUACAGCAGAAAGAGUCAAGUCACCUGCUGGCUUUGCUGGAAGUACAGCAUCAGGGCUGAAGCAUAAUUCAGCCUCCCCCGACUUGAGUCUGGGAGCUAGUAGGUCUGUAGCAGGAGCAGCCUCGACAAGCGGGUGUAUGCGCUUCUCCCCUGCUGGUCUUCAGCAUCGUUUAUCAGUAGAAUUGAACUACCUUAGUGCUAUUGAGGAGUCUGUGCGACAGCUGUCAGAUGUAGAACGAGUACGAGGCAUAUCGCUUGCCCAGCAGGAGAGUGUUUCCUUGGCUCAGAUUCUAAAGGCACAGCAGCAGCUCCAUGAACGGGACCUAGCUCUUUUAAAAAUCAAGGCUGAACAAGAAGCUUUAGAAAGUCAGAGACAACUGGACGAGGCAAGGCAGAAGGCAGCUCAGGUCCAUGCAGAGUCGCUACAGCAUCUUGUCCAGGCACGUCAGGAGGCUGUACAGGAGACCCCAUGCAAGGCUUCAGCCAAGCAGGAAGAAACUGUGCAUCUCACUACAGAUGCAGCUCAUCAGACCCGUGAGAUGACUGAGUUAGCACGAACGGAUACUGUCAGCACUCCAGCUGCUCCAGUCACCACCUUGUUUGACCACCAGCGGCAGCAUCAUUCAGAGUUCAUGAAACAACUGAGAGCCCGAGCUGAUACAAACAGGAAAUGUGAGUCUGGUGCCAUAUCACAGGGUAAAGAGGGGACAGGUGACUCGAAACAGACAUACUCGUCGAUGUUUGAUAGUUAUUCAGAGUCCUCAAGAUCGAAGGUUCAUGAUCAGAGUAGUACCAGCAGCCGCCAAGAGAGUCCUUCAGUUCCAUCUUCUAAAGAGAAUGAGAAAAAGCUUUCCCGUCGUGAAAAGAUAAAUAGCAGUAUUGAAGACCAGGCACCUACUGGUGUGGAUGAUUCCUUGCGAAGUGAUAGUAUUUUAUCACUGCCAGAUGAAAAAGAUUCUGCUUCUGUUGCAACAGAAUAUUCCCUGAAAUUUGACGAGUCCAUGACAGAGGAUGAGAUUGAGGAAAAGUCUUUCCGGUCUUUGCUGCCCUCUGAGAGUCAUCGCAGAAAUAACUUGGAGAAGAAGCGGGGUAAUCGUGAUGAUUCUGAUGAGGAAGUUUCCCCAGAAAAAACAGCUCUGUCAUCUAUCAAGGAGCUAAGCAUGCCAUUCUCAGGGGGACAAGAUAGUUUCUCUAAAUUUACCAUGGAGAUGGUAAGACAGUACAUGAAAGAAGAGGAAAUGCGAGCAGCUCAUCAGUCCUCGCUGCUUCGGCUCCGAGAAAAAGCUCUGAAGGAGAAGACCAAGGCUGAAUUAGCUUGGCUGGAACACCAGAAGAAGCAUUUGCGAGACAAGGGCGAGGAUGAUAAAAUGCCUCCUAUUCGAAAGAGGCAGCGUGGUCUGCUGCUGAGAUUACAGCAGGAAAAGGCAGAAAUUAAACGUCUUCAAGAGGCUAACAAAGCUGCUCGGAAGGAAAGGCAGCUGAUCCUUAAACAGCAGGCGGAAAUAGAACGAAUACGUCAGACUACAAUUAAACUGCAAGAGAAGCUAAAGUCUGCAGGGGAAAACAAACUAGAACUUCACAGUGAGGACGACAUCAAACAGAGCAAUGGUUCUAGCCCACUUCCAACUGAUGGAGAAACACGCAGCCCUUCCCCAAUCUCAAUCUCCAGCAGUGAGACUAGCAGCAUUAUGCAGAAACUUAAAAAAAUGCGCAGCAGAAUGGAUGAGAAACACUGCUCUCCUGUUCACUACUUCUUCUCUGUCUUUACGUCUCACCACUGGGCCUCUCUCAGUGUCUGUUUUCCCAACCUUCACCCCAAAUUCCAGCUGUAUAUCUACAACCAAUUGGUCAGGUUUCUAACCAAGCGAGAACAGAAGCUGAUGCAGCGUCGACAACAUGCUGAAGAAUUGUUGGAGUGGAAACGCCGCCUGGAUGCAGAAGAAGCAGAAAUACGGCGGAUAGAAAAGCAGGCUCUAGCUGCCUGGGACAAAGAGCUGCUCAAAACCAAAACAGCCAAGAAAGAGCUGGGGGAUCAGAGGACUGAACCCAAAGAAACGGCUAGUGAAGAAGAGUCUCCAGCACCUUCUUGCUCUCAUCUGAACAGUGAAAGCUCCAUCCCAGAAGAUCUGGGCAGUCUAGCUGCUGAGGCUGUCCCAUCAGAGACUAUGGGCCAUGGACAGCCAGAAAGCCUAGAUCAGAGUACAGCUAAUGAAGAAAUGGUUUAUUCUGAGGAGUUCAAGUCUGCCUCACCUGGCAAACUUUCUCCUUCCAGAAGCAGCAUAUCUGUAUCAAGGCAAGAUUCCAGUAAAGGCAGCCAUAGAACUGGAGGACAGCUACGUUCACCUGUAAAGUCUCAUCAGCUAUCUCACAACUGGUCUGAUGAAUCUUUAUCUAUGACACAGUCAGAAACCACAUCUGAUCAAAGCGACAUUGAAGGACGGAUCAGGGCCCUGAAGGAUGAACUGCGGAAAAGGAAGUCUGUGGUUUACCAGCUGAAAAAGGAACAGAAAAAAAGACAGAAGGAGAGACUGAAGGCCCAGGAAGCCAGUUUGAUCAAACAACUAGAGUCAUAUGAUGAGUUUAUCAAGAAGACUGAAGCAGAGCUGAGCCAAGAUCUGGAGACAUCGCCAACAGCCAAACCUCAGAUUAAAACUCCAUCCUCAGUUGCUGCUGAAAAACCUAAGAUCAAGGCACCACCGCUCCAUAGGCCUGAGACAGCUAAGAACUGGAAAUCACUGGCUGAAUCAGAGCGAUGCAAAGCAUCUUUGGAAUCCAUUUCAGAACAUGCAGAUACUGUGUCAUCAAAAACGGAGAGAUCUGUGUCUGUACACACCAAGAAGGUGGCUGUGACAGAUGUUCAUGGAGAAGAACCUUCUGGAAUACCUUCCUCAGUUUUAAUGUCACCAGGGCAUUCCAGAACAGGAUCCGGUGAUUCCUUAGAAAAUGUACCGUUAUCAUGUUUUCUCAAAGACGUGAAAGACGUUAGCAGACUAUCCCAUGGGUCAGUGAGCAAUGCGGUAAAUGCAUCCAGUGAUAAGUCUGCCUUCAGUUACAAAUCUGAGAUACAGGAAUACUUGGAAUACCUGAGGUCAGAGGAACAUGAAAUUGAAGGUUCUCAUGUCAAACCUUUGGAGAGUUCUGAUGUCUUGUUGACAUUAAGUAAUGAACAGGAGAGCUCAAAGGACAUCCUUGCAAAGCAAGUCCUCUGUUCUGAAAAUGAACACUCUCAGAAGGAACUGUUUAGUUCGGCUGUGGAAAGUCUUCACGGUACAGAAAAAAUCUUGGAACAGAGACUGACAAAUAGACAUGCUGUAACUGUCCAAAACACGGAAGAGUCUUCUUGCAAGCUCAGCAGAUCUGCAGAGGAAAAAGGUUAUCUGCUUUCGGAACAUCUCUUUAGUGAAAAAGAGCCAUCAUACCUUGAAGACUUUGAAGGAUCCACCUCCAGAAAACAAGCAUCAAUUGAAGAAAUGCUUCCUGGGGAGCGUUACAAAGAUGACUUUGAAGCAUCUCUUCUUUCCCCUAAUGGGGAGUCACUGAGAGAGCGGUCACAGCACACACAGACCAGCAGAAGCAGAUCCACCAGCCUUGGCAGUGAUGGCGAAGUCAGUGAAUACCUCAGUGACAGGUCUCUCUCUCUCUCUGGCAGUGUGCAUUCAGAGAGGCUAUUAGAACUGAAGUCCCCAACAGAACUUAUAAAAAAUACUGAACGUAGAGAUGUGGAGCAAGAGCAGGCCUCUGUUGAAUCACCACUGUGGGCCGCUGUUUCAAUCAUAGAAGAAACAGAUAGUUUGCCAGAUUUCAACAUUGGUGAUAGAGUACUUGUGAGUAAAGUUCAACCUGGAACAUUGCGAUUCAAAGGUCUGACUAAAUUUGCCAAAGGCUUUUGGGCUGGUGUAGAGUUGGAUAAGCCUGAAGGGAACAACAAUGGAACUUACGAUGGUAUCAAAUAUUUUGAUUGCAAAGAAAAGCAUGGUAUUUUUGCUCCUCCUCAAAAAAUCUCUCACAUUACAGAAAGUACCAAUAGCUAUUUAGACACAAGCAAUGAUGAAAACUCAUUCUUUGAUGAUAGACUGGAGAAGCAAUACAAAGCCUACCAGAAAGACAGAGGAAGUUCCAAACCUGGCAAAGAGGAUGAAAGCCAGAGCAGAGAUGUAACAGGGAACUAUUCCCAGGAUAAAGGUCCUGCAGACACAGCUGUUUCAGAAGCCUCAGCUGAGGAAAGGCUUGAUGAGAAGUUGUCUUUUAAAGCAAACAGCAAAAACAUUUCUGUAGCUAUUGAAUCAUUUACCCAAGAACAGUCAGUGGUGGGUUAUCUGAAGCAUGUUGUAAAAGAGGAGGCCAGCCUUGCUCCUCUUAUUUCUAGUGUUGCAGAUGAGAUUUCCACUGUUCAGUUGGAUGACAUCUCAGAUUUCCUUUCUGAAAAACUGGAGAGGCAGAAGACACUGGGAGAAGAAUGUGCUGAAAAGGUAGAUGACCUCCUUCCUGGACUUGUGGAGAAGCCUGCAACUCCACUUCUGGAUUUGCUGACAAAAGAGAAGAACCAGUUGGAAGCACAGCUUAGACUGCCACUUAGAGAAGAAGACAAGUCAAAAGACCAACUGGAAAAAGUCAGUUUGCUGACAGACCGUCUACUUAGAGAUUUUGUAAAAGACACAGUUGAUCAGUUACAGCAAAUAAAGAAGGUCAGGAAUGAGAAAAUCCAGCUCAGCAACCAGGAGCUCUGUGAUGUAAAAGAGGAAUACAGUACCCCAUCCCAGCAGGUAGAAAAGCAAGUUCCUGAUGGACUGAAUAGCUUUUUCCUGAGUUCUGAAUUUGAAGAUGAAAGAGAAGAACUUUCCUCUCCAGACAUGUGUCCCAGACCAGAGAGUCCAGUGUUUGGUGCCAGUGGUCAGGAAGAGCUUGCCAAGAGACUGGCAGAGCUGGAGCUCAAUCGGGAGUUCCUGAGUGUGCUGGGAGAUGAUCAAGACUGGUUUGAUGAGGACUAUGGCCUGAGUUCCCGUAAGGUCCAGCAGAAGCAGGCUGAGGAACCAGCAGUGCUGCCCAAGGUAGAACCUCAGAAAGUGCCAACAAAGCCAUGUGAGGAGCCUUUGGCAGUCCCUCAUACUGCAGUGGAGGUGGAAGUUAUGGUGCACGCAGCAGCUGAAGAACUCUGGAAAUUAAAGGAGCUGGGUCAUGAUCUUCAAAGUUUCAGCCUUCAUACAGAUCUUGAUAGUACUCUCAAAGAGCAGGACACAGACACUAUAAGCAAACAGGUUUACAAGAAGGUGGUAUUUGAUUUAACAAGAGAGAUCUUUGGGGAAAUGUUUGCUGAGGAUCCUAAUCUAAAUCAGCCUGUUUGGAUGAAACCAUGUAGGAUUGCAUCUGCUUACUUUCGCCGAGUGAAAGAUCCAAAUGAUCUGGAUGAAAUCAAGAGCUUCAUUGCAGCUGAAGUACUGAAGUUGUUCAGCCUCAGGAAGGAGCCUAAUCACAAAACAGACUGGCAGAAGAUGAUGAAAUUUGGGCGGAAGAAACGAGACCGAGUGGAUCAUAUACUGGUACAGGAACUUCAUGAGGAAGAAGCGCAAUGGGUGAACUAUGAUGAGGAUGAACUGUGUGUAAAGAUGCAGCUGGCAGACGGGAUCUUUGAGGCCUUAAUCAGAGACACUGUUGAUGUGCUCAACCAGAUAAAUGAGAAACAGAGGAGACUGCUGCUUGUCUAACAGUGCUGAAAAUAAACUUACAGCUGCUUAACCACUGAAUCAGAAGCCAGCCUUUCCAACUCCUGACAUACUCUCCACACUGCAAGUGCUGCUGCUGGACUUCCUUCCAUGUGUGGGGUUUAAAGGCAGUUCAGAUGUGAUUGAAAGAAUCUGAAUUUGCAUCCGCUGCCACUAGAGACCUCGCACUGGAUUUGGAACAAGCUGAUCCUUCACUCGAGGCUGCACCAGGGAAUGCUCAAGACUGUUUGUGUGCCAGUACAGUUAUGUCACAUAACUGUCAGCAGCUGUCUGGAGCCCUGGCCUGGGGGUUUGACAUGUUCAGCUUGUUCUCUGAAAGGGUUGUGGUAAGUUGGAAUAUUAGCUCUUUUGCUGGAAUGGCUGUCGGCCAUCAGUAUUCACCUUGUCUUUAGAAAUGUGAGUAAUUGGGAGAAGAAAUGGUUUGGUCAGGUUUUAGUCUUAAAUGGAGACUUAUCAUACUGAACAGUGUUAUAUAAUCCUAACACCUCUUCUCCUGCAGCCAACCUUACCAAUGUGCAUCAGUUUCUUUUGCUCCAGAGCCAGUUUAAUUCCCUUUUCUGUGAAAUUGGUCUUCACCUUUCUUCUGUGACAUGGUGCCAGGUGUGGUGCCAGCCAGUCCAGGGUGAUGAUGUUGCUUUCUGCAUUCAAGUAAAAAAUUCUUGCUGCUUUUCCUAUAUAACUUAAGUUUCAGUCCCAAGGUGGAGCAAGAUAAACACCGCCUAACAUCAAGUGUUAAAGGUGAGCCCGUGGACAACUUUCCUCCUACCGUGUAGCACUUCUCUUCCUAGAGCAUCAGCUGCUCCCAGAUAAUGGAUACUCAGGAUUUACUCAGGCACGAGACAUGCAGGAGUAGGAAACUUUUCCUCCCAAAAAUUUGGCCUUCAGUCCCUCAGCUUCCUCCCUUACUGUCACCCUAAUAACUCGGAGAAGCUGUUACUUGAACAAUUUAGAGAACAGAGUGUAUUCACCAAAGAAAGUGGGGUCUGGUGCUUUGACUGUCUGCAUGUUUUGUGCUUGUGGGUUUUUUAUUUAUUUUCAGAUAAUUUAUUAAGUGGAUUAUAGCAGAGUGUCCUGUGCAGUUGGCUGCACUGUCUUAGUUUUGAGACAGCCGAACUUGAGAAAGCAUCUGUUCUGGAAUAUUCCAGAGCCCUGUACUAUUCACACAAAACCUCCAGCUUCUUGAGGCAAAUACGGGGGGAAGGUGAGAAGAACCAAACCCUGGUAACGAGGAGUGGGUGCAAGGGCAAGCACUAGGAAUGAAGCUUCACCAUACCUGGUUCAGAGACAGUGGAGAGUUGAAUGGGCUGAGCUUGAAAAAGCUCUUGUCUGUUUCCUUCCUAUCCCAGACCUUCUAGGCCAUAGGCAGCCGUUACAUGGUUGAUUUGGUACUGGGUUCAACUGCAGCAUCCUUCUGUUGAGUGCUGUUCCUAACCUGUUCCUCCCAUUCUUGUGUUUUUGUUGGAGGAACAUAGACAAUCUGGGGUCAAAUGUUGAUGCCUUAAUAGUGGAUGUCUGUGUUUGCUAAUGUGGGUCAAGACCCAGAGGAGUGUCACUUUCUCCACACACACAGAAGUGCAGAAAGACAUUUUGAAGCCCACAGAGGUACCCCAAAGAUGCUGCAGCCCACAAUAGGUGUGGCAGGGAUCUCUACCACUUGGUUCAUCUGUUUGGUUCUUGGGCUUCCUGCUAUGUUCUUGAUUUUGCUUUCUUUUCCACUUUUUUUUUUUUGAGGGGGGAGGGGAGCUAUCAUUGGAAUAUUUGCAUUUUGCACAAUGACACAUAGCUGGUAAUUCUUCAGGGACAGCACUGGGAAAUGUUGGAUUUGUCAGAGGUCCAUGCAGAUUCUCAGAUGUAGUAUUGCCAGCACCUCACUUGAGAGUUAAUGGAGAGCCAUAUUGAUGGGAGCUUAAUGAGUGGAAGAACAAUGAGGAGGAGGUAAUGGUGUAUAGGAACACCUCCGACAAGCAUAUGUGUGUCUCUUCCACUGUAGUGGCCCUUCUGGCUAGCUGGAAAUAAGUGGUCUUGGUGGAGCAGUGUUCAGGUUUACCCCCUUCCCUCCCCCCCCCCCCCCAAGUAGUUCAUUUGUCCACAUAAAAUGUCAUUGUGCUGAACCAAGAAACUCUUGACUGCUUAAGAUAGAAGCAAACUAAAGCUGCUAUGUUUAACCAGCAUGGUGUCACUGAUUGGGUCACCGCCUCAGAUUCCCUUUCCUGGGUAUAUCACUUUCAAAAGUGGGGAUUGCUAUUUUUAUAGGUAGCAGUUACAGAAAGAAGGCAGAAACCAGCAGCACAGAUUUAUAGAUGGAGUAUCAGAGAAACAAAGUUGGUUUCUGUUCUGUAGAUACCAUGGCGGGUGUUGGGAAGGUUGCCCUGUGCCUCUGAAACUUUUUGCUGUUCUGCAGGGCUGGCAUAGCUUUUCUGGACUGCCCACCAGCAGGGAGAAGGUUGUACAGUUGGUCUGUGGUGCCAGAGACCAUUGGAGGUCAUGUGCCUGUUGUCUUGCUGGCUUGGGUAGCACUAGUUUAGUACCCUCAACACUAGUAGUAGCUAUUUUUGCAGCUGUUUGGGCAGAAGGAAGCUGUAUCUAAUUAAUGGCGUUAUUCCUUUGCAAACAUCUCUGUUUAUUUUUGGUAGCAAUCCUUGCUAGAAGCAACCCUAAAAAGACUUGAACGUACAUGAAUUACCUUCUCAAUACCUCAAGUGUGUUGAGUUGCUUUGAGUUGAGUAUAUACUCAAGUGUGUUGAGUACCUGUAGACUGAUGAUUACUGCGAUGAAGAAAUGGUCUGUCUCUGUCGCAGCUGGUAGCAAGGAGGUAUGGGGAAGCCUGGAGUCUCACAGACAGACUGAAUUCUCUGUUUCUUUCUAAUCCCUAACCUUCCCAUUGUAAAAAACAAGAUGAUAUUUCUGGGUCCUGGUUAUCUUGGUGCAACUAGAUUGGAAGAUUCAAGGCUGAGACAUUUUUCUGAGACCCUUAAGCUGUCUGGGGCAGUGGCUGUUGUCACUGGGGAGAUGCAGUUCCCUCUUCAGAACGAUCUUGGUGCCAGGUAGGAAAGCCCAGGCUUGUGAGGACAAGGAGUGUGAGUAUCUCUGUCAGAGCAGGAUGCUCCCUGAGGCGAGCUGUGGAGUAUCAGUACUUCUGCCUUUCAGAAAAGGCUUGUUGCUCACAGGGUGGAAUGAGGGAUUGAAAAAUCCCGUCUUGUUCACUUUCCUUUCUUGAAAAAGUGGCCUUAGCUUUUUGCAAUACUUGAAUAAGUGUGUACCUGCAGAAGAUCUUCAGUAGCACAGUGAUAGAGACCUUUUAAAUUACUAUUCUGGAAGGAGCUGCAUGCAGUUCCAACUUUCAUAUCCCUUUGCUACCUUAAAAAUAUUAGGAAAAUAAAGUACUUUUCAGCAGAAAAACAGUUGACUCUUACAAGGUAUUUAGUGCAUCUGAAGUGUUUACAAAUCAACUAAAACGGAGAAAAGCAAGCUGUUGAACUUUCUUGUAAUUUAAAUGUUAAAUGCAAAAUUAUAUACAGAUGAAAGAAGAAUACUGUAAUUAACCUGCAUUUACUAUUUUUUUUCCCCUGACUUUGCAGAGCCUUUUGAUACACAUUUGCAAAGCUGCCUUUUGGGAGGCUCAGUCUCCCUGUGUACUGUGUUGUGGAGAUGCUGAAAAGAAGCCCGUUUACUGUGUAUGUGUAAAUAACCUGGUAACUUGGGUUUUGGGCCAGUUUCAGCUAAUGUUCACAUCCAGAGCAGCUUUGCACAGUAGACAGACCCAAGGAUGUGGAGGGGUUUUGUUUGUUGGGUUUUUUUUGUAAUUAAGAACUGUAAAAUAACCAGGGUGCUCCCUGUGUACACCAGUGUAAAUAUCUUUGGUAACUGAAAUGUACUUUAAGAGAACAAAAUCUGUAAAUAAACUGAUUUAUAAAUUAA
This is a messenger RNA of Neopsephotus bourkii (Bourke's parrot), 13609 nucleotides long. RefSeq names its product centrosomal protein 350 (gene CEP350). Lineage: Eukaryota; Metazoa; Chordata; Aves; Psittaciformes; Psittacidae. The coding region runs from base 1133 to 9673 and encodes 2846 amino acids. The transcript has 33 exons. The record is from RefSeq and is a predicted model, not a curated record. Gene Ontology annotation, biological process: microtubule anchoring. Gene Ontology annotation, cellular component: centrosome. Gene Ontology annotation, molecular function: microtubule binding.